Molecule: messenger RNA, 669 nt
Organism: Anopheles aquasalis
Lineage: Eukaryota; Metazoa; Arthropoda; Insecta; Diptera; Culicidae
Product: C-type lectin domain family 4 member F
Source: RefSeq, a predicted model, not a curated record
AGCGUUAAUCGUCGCGCGUUCAGUUCAGUCUCUCUGUUUGCCGUGGACGACAUCGUCGAAUAUUCUUUUCAAUUUUCGUUGUAUCGUUUGGUGCCUGUGUCUCGUACAGAAUUUCGUUCAACAAUGGUAUCGCGAGCGAUCUUAGCACCGCUGCUCCUAGGUUUAAUCCUCGUUCAAGCGCAAGAACUAGUUCCUGGACUUAUUAGCGGUGAUCGAAAUAUAGGAGAUUUCCUGAGCCAUAGGAAAUGUUUGUGUAGCUGCAAUGUAAUGAAAAGCAAACAGUUUUACAUCACGAUGAGGGAUGCCGCUGACUGGUAUACGGCGGUAUCGUACUGCACCAGCAUCGGAAUGGAGAUUGCUGAGGUGUGGAGUACGUCCGAGUUGGCCGCCCUGAAGCAGACGAUUCAAGAUGAAGCCAAUGAGGGUGGGGAAGAGUUCUACUGGAUCGGUGCGAACGAUCUCGCUAAGAAUGGAACGUACCGGUGGGGGCUGACUGGUCGCCCCGUCGAAGAGGAAGUGAAGCAAUGGGACGACGAGGAGCCCAACAAUGCCCAAAUCGGGGAUGAGAUCGAACACUGCGUCGCCGUGGAAGCGACAACGCAGAAGUGGAAUGACUUCAGUUGUUUGGAGGCCAAAAAAUUCGUCUGCCAGCGUUUCCCGGAUAACUAA